This is a messenger RNA of Athene cunicularia (burrowing owl), 5171 nucleotides long. RefSeq names its product heat shock protein family A (Hsp70) member 12A (gene HSPA12A). Lineage: Eukaryota; Metazoa; Chordata; Aves; Strigiformes; Strigidae. The record is from RefSeq and is a predicted model, not a curated record. The transcript has 12 exons. The coding region runs from base 1 to 2046 and encodes 681 amino acids.
AUGCGGUCACAUUCAUUCUACACACAGUUAAAUUAUCCAGACAUACACAGUCAUAUUUCAGAUGCAGUUUCCACCUCUGCUUACUCAUCACCAGCCAAAAGCUUGGGAGACCCUGGAAUAACUCCACUGUCUCCAUCGCAUAUUGUGAAGGACUCUGAUGCAGAUGAUGCUGUAGAACAGUUAUUUCUUGUUGUUGUGGCUAUUGAUUUUGGCACAACAUCCAGUGGCUACGCCUACAGCUUCACCAAGGAACCAGAAUGUAUUCAUGUCAUGAGACGAUGGGAAGGUGGAGAUCCAGGCGUAUCCAAUCAGAAGACACCAACCACAAUCCUUCUGACACCAGAGAGGAAGUUUCAUAGCUUUGGGUAUGCAGCAAGAGAUUUCUACCAUGACUUGGAUCCCACUGAAUCAAAGCACUGGUUGUAUUUUGAAAAGUUUAAGAUGAAGCUACAUACCACAGGUAAUCUUACCAUGGAGACAGACCUGACAGCUGCAAAUGGCAAAAAAGUCAAAGCACUUGAGAUAUUUGCUUAUGCUCUGCAGUUCUUUAAGGAACAGGCAUUAAAGGAGCUCAGUGACCAAGGAGGCUCGGACUUUGAAAACACUGAAGUAAGAUGGGUAAUUACAGUGCCUGCUAUUUGGAAGCAGCCUGCAAAGCAGUUUAUGAGACAAGCUGCCUACAAGGCAGGAAUGGCAUCUCCUGAAAAUCCCGAGCAGCUGAUCAUUGCCCUGGAACCCGAGGCUGCCUCCAUCUACUGCCGAAAGCUCCGCCUGCACCAGAUGAUAGACCUGAGUAGUAGGGCGCCUGUCAAUGGUUAUAGUCCAAGUGACACUAUUGGAACUGGAUUUACACAGGCUAAGGAACACGUCCGUCGGAAUCGACAGAGUCGUACCUUUUUGGUGGAAAAUGUCAUAGGAGAGAUCUGGUCCGAACUGGAGGAAGGUGACCGUUACAUCGUUGUUGACAGUGGAGGAGGCACAGUGGAUAUGACUGUCCAUCAGAUCAGACUCCCUGAAGGACAUCUUAAAGAGCUAUACAAGGCAACAGGUGGGCCAUAUGGUUCUCUAGGUGUGGACUAUGAAUUUGAAAAGCUCCUGUGUAAAAUAUUUGGAGAAGAUUUUAUUGAGCAAUUUAAAAUCAAGCGUCCUGCUGCCUGGGUAGAUCUGAUGAUAGCAUUUGAGUCCCGUAAACGAGCAGCAGCUCCAGACAGGACCAAUCCACUAAACAUCACUCUGCCUUUCUCCUUCAUUGACUAUUACAAGAAGUUUCGAGGUCACAGUGUAGAACAUGCCUUGAGGAAAAGCAAUGUGGAUUUUGUGAAGUGGUCCUCCCAGGGAAUGCUGAGGAUGAGCCCGGAUGCAAUGAAUGCUCUUUUCAAGCCUACAAUUGACCAGAUCGUUCAGCACCUCAGUGAUGUGUUUGAUAAGCCAGAAGUGACCAAUGUCAAGUUUCUGUUCCUGGUGGGUGGCUUCGCUGAAUCCCCCUUACUCCAACAAGCUGUUCAGAGUGCUUUUGGUUCGAGGUGUCGAGUCAUCAUUCCUCAGGAUGUGGGGCUCACUAUCCUCAAGGGAGCUGUUCUCUUUGGUCUAGACCCUGCUGUCAUCAAAGUGCGGCGUUCACCUCUCACCUAUGGUGUGGGUGUGCUCAACCGGUUUGUGGAAGGAAAGCAUCCGCCAGAGAAGCUUCUAAUCAAAGAUGGCACACGCUGGUGCACUGAUGUCUUUGACAAAUUUAUUUCAGCUGACCAAUCCGUAGCCCUUGGAGAAACUGUGACACGCAGUUACACACCUGCCAAACCUUCUCAGUUAGUAAUAGUAAUCAAUAUCUAUAGCUCAGAACAAGAUAAUGUUAGCUUCAUCACUGAAUCUGGAGUGAAAAAGUGUGGCACCCUUCGCCUGGAUCUCACGGGAACUGAUGCUUCAGUGCCAAACCGGCGGGAGAUCAAAACACUUAUGCAGUUUGGGGACACUGAAAUCAAAGCCAUGGCCAUUGAUGUUGCCACCUCUAAAAGUGUCAAAGUUGGUAUUGAUUUCUUAAACUACUAACAGCUCAUUUUCCCCACCACAGCCUGUUUGUGAGAUUGAUCUUCCACUGUUCCAUUUUUUGACUUUUAUGUAUCACAUUAUCAACUUGAAUUUCAGCAGGCUAUAUGAGAACAGCUAGUAAGGUGGGGUAUGUCAUGUUUGUGGCCUUUGACGACCAAAGGCUGGAUUUUGAAAGACCCUUAAAAAGUCUGGGGAGCAAAAGUUCCAGAGGUAGUAAAAGUUCCCAAGUUACUCAAGCAUGCUUAAAAGGUCUACCUUUAUUAAGUAAAUACUGAUUAUUGUUGGGUCCUGAAGAUUAGUUAAAAAGAUAUAAAAUAGUAAUCUCUUUGCCUUGUUGUUCCUCUUCCUCCUCCUUCCAAGAAAAACUCACCCACGUGGUUGCUGUAGGGGAUGCAUCUGUGUGGGAUAUCUGUCUAAACAGCACCAUCCUCUGGCAAUGGGAACAAAUUAGUAGUGGUUUUUUGAUUUUCGCCCUGUGCUUUCAAAAUUUUAAGUGCUGAAAAUCAAUGACUUAAGAAACGGGAAUUGAGGAACUGAGUUUCUUAAAUUCUGAGAUCCUACUGAAAAGAAAACCCUCAGAAAUCCUUAAAAUUAGAUUUAGAAUAUAUAUAUACUAGGAGCCUAAUAUUGAUUGCUCCAGUUUGAAAACAAGGCCUUUAUUGUCAAAGCUCUUAGAACAAGCUGUUGGAUUAAAUAGCUCAUUAUACUUUGGAAAGUUAUUGAGAACAAAGCUAUUUCCCUUUUGGGUCUUCUAAACUUAUUUUUAUUAGUCUCCAUUUGAAAUCAUGGAAUCACAGAAUAGUUGAGGUUGGAGGGGACAUCCAUUGACUGUCUAGUCCAGCCUCUCAGCUCUAAGCAGUGUCAGCUGGAGCAGGAUGCUUUGUCCAGUUUUGAAUGUCUCCAGAGAUGUAGAUGCCUACACUCUGGGCAACCUGUUCCAGUAUUUGACAACCCUCACUGCGAAAGAAAAUUUUUUCUUAUGUUUAAAAGGAAUUUCUUGAGUUUCAAUUUGUGCCUAUUGGCUCCUGUUCCUUCACUGGAUACCUCUGAGAAGUCUGGCCCCAUCUUCUUUACAGUUUUCUGUCAGACAUUUAUACACAUUUGUAGCAUCCCUUGAGCCUUCUUGAGUCUAAACAAGUCUCAGCCCUCUCAGCCUCUCCUCACAUGAUAGAUAUUCCAAUCCCUUAAUCAUCAUGCCUACGUCUCUCAUAUCAAGAAGCACAGAACUGGAUGUGGCACUCCAGAUGUGGUCUCACCGGGGAUGAAUAAAGGGAAAUAAUCACUUUCCUUGACCUGCUGGCAAUAGUCGUCCUAAUGCAGCCCAGGAGGUUAUUGGCAUUCUUUGUUGCAAGGGCACAUUGCUGGCUCACGCUCAACUUUUGUGUCUGCCAAGACCCCAAGGUUUUUUUCUGCCAAGCUGCUUCCCAGCCAGUUGGCCUGCAGCAUAUACUGGUGCAUGGGGUUAUUCCUCCCUAAGUUCAGGACUUUGCACUUCCCUUCGUUGAACUUUUUGAGGUUCCUGUCUGCACAUUUCUCCAGGCUGUCAAGGUCCCUCUGACUCAUCUGGUAUUCAAGCACUUCUCUAAGUGAUUUUAUAUCUUUUCUUGUUAAGCCCUGUGUUAAGAUGUGGAAGUACAUUUAGAUGAUGGUUGUCCAAGAAGAUUUAAAUAAUUUAAAAGAGAGAAAACAUCCAGAUCAAAAGUACGGUAAUAUAUUUUGAGUAGCAAACAUUUAAACUGAGUAAAAUACAUUUCUGAGUUGAGUUGAAUGGCCAGUAAAGUGGAAGGCAGAAGCCAAGGGAAUGAAACUACAGAUAGCAUUAAAUAAAGCAUUCCUUGCAUAGCUAUGAGCAGACAACUCCAAUGUAGGUGAAGCACAAUGAUGGUCAUGGUAGCAUCUUUUUUUUCCAAGUAAUAACUUUCUGGAAAUUUUUCCUUAAGCACAUUCACCUGGGAAAUUUCUCCUGCAACUGGAACAGUUUUUAUUUUGCAAAAUGCACAAUUUUGGUGGAUAACUUCUGAAACCCACAGUCUGUAUCUGCCAUGAGCUGACAAUUUCAGAUUCAAAUCCCGAUCCUACUCCAAUUUGACAGACUGAUGCUAACCUGUAGCAUCACCCUAAACUGCUGACACUGUCAAGAGAAUUUAUAUAGAGCUGCCUGAUUACCUGCUGGAAUUCAUUACGUUCUUGAAACUUUGAAAGGUUAAUUGUUAAACCGAACCGUCCUUUCUAUUAAGUUGAGCAUGAGUUAAAUCCAUUACUGACACUUUUGGGAAAUGAAAGCUUUAUCAAUUACAUCACUAAUUUACGUUCCAAUCCUGCACUUAAGCUUUCUGUGUUUAGCCUGGAGUUUUGCCACAGUAAAGAGCUGCAGAACUGCAUUUUGCCAUUGAGUUUUCUGCGGCUUCUGCAGAAUUCCCUGGUCGAAUGUGAAAUCUGUUCUGUAUAAAAAAAAAAAAAAAAAAAAAAAAAAAAAAAAGUGCAGAGAAUGCUAGUCACAGUAUCCACCUGGAUACUUUCUAUAAUUACAAAGUGUGCUUGCUAGCAUUCAGUUUCCUGCUGCCUGCUAAAUUCUUUAAAAGCUAAAUACUGGGAAAUUUUUUUUGUGUGUGUUGCUUUCCAUGGUUUACAAACAAGAGAAACUUUAAGAUGAGUUAUGAACAAUAUAAUUUUAUGUAUAUACAAUAUUUAAAUAUUGUACAGACUCUUUCUUUCUACAGUGCUAUUUUCUUGUAUAAAAAUGCUCUUUGCCUCUGUUGAUUUCAUUCAGCUGUUAAUUUUAAAUAACAUAGUUUCUCAAUCAGCUUCUGUAAUUAUAGGCUUUUAAAGAUGGUAAGAUAUGAAAUAUAAAAGGCUGAUCUUAUAAUAAUAGGAAAGAAAUGUUGGUGUGUCAGAGAAUACAGCAUUCUUCCUGCAAUGCAAGUCAUACCAGUUAAGCAUAUUACACAGAUGCACUAGUAUGUUGCUGGGAUUUUCAUUUCUUUGUUUCAGACAGUGACCAUUCCAUCUCCAGCAGUUCAUCAUAAUAAUGGAUGAAUCCUCCUGUAAAACCAAGUUAAAAAUUAGAUUGUUUGAUCUGGAUAUACAGCUUCUUCACUACGUUUUUGGCUUUUAUUAAGGAACUU